GAUUAGGUUAGGUUGGAUUAGGUUAGGUUGGGUUAGGUUGGGUUGGGUUAGGUUAGGUUUACUGCCUUAGAGUGAAUGACCAACAUCCUGAUUGACUGAUAAGUCAGGUGAUCGGUUGACUUUCCCAGUUAACUUACGUCAUGAGUUGGAUGACUCGCGGAGUGCAUUAAGCGACCGGCUGCUUGGAGGGUUAACUGACGAAUUACGCCGAGUGGCCUAGUGACCCAAACAGCUGGCAUAAUGAGUCUUGCGAGUGACCGACCUGGUGGCUUAACUGAGUAAGUGAGGAGCUCAGUAGCUGCUCGGUGACUUCAAUUACGUGACAUUUCGUGCGACACCCAACACGUUGUUUGUUGGUUAUCGUUCACUUCGCAGUUCAGUCUCUGAUGUAAGCAAGUCACACGGAGAAUUAGUGGGAUCGGCCCCAAUGUACAUAUUUAGUUUGAGUGUGUUAUCGGACCGACACUUGUUAUCGCCUGAUAAGGAGACGAACGGGCGGGAUUCAACAGCGAGGUGCUUCACAGUCUCCAUGGCUACGCGGUGACCGACAGCCACCCCCAGCAAUUGUUGCAGUUGCCAAGACGACGACACGCUGCGUGAUGCUGAAACGGGAGAUGCGAGACGACGUGUUCGAGCUCCUCACGUGUCCGGUGUGUGGCGAGUACCUGACGCCACCCAUCACGCUUUGCUACGCGGGGCACAACACCUGCUCCCGCUGCCGGCCGAAGCUGCAGUCCUGCCCGCGCUGCACGGGACAGCUUCUGCAGACCCGCAACAUGGCCCUGGAGACCAUCGCCCGUAGCCUGCGGUACCCUUGUCGCUACUCCGGCGCUGGCUGUCGGCACAAGGCCACCAUGAACGAGAUCGGGACGCACCACGCACAGUGCGAAUAUCGCUGUUACGACUGUCCCCUGCGGGCCGUCGAGGACUGCUAUUGGACUGGCAGGUCUCCUGAGAUCCGGGAGCACGUCCAGACGGCGCACAGCUCGACUACCUUGGAGCUGGACACGUGGCAGAUCUCGAAUGCGGCGUGCUAUCAGAACUCGCACCACGUGGUGCUCGCCCUGGGGGAAGUGUUCGUGUUGCACAAGAGGUUCGACAUUCCGCACCGGAAGCUGUGCCUGGCCGUGCAGAUGUGCCGGGAGGCCCAGUCCCACUUCCGCUACUCGCUUCGACUGGAGAAGAACGACGGCAAACAGACGGCGCUGCUUAGCAACGCCGUGCACAGUCACUCCGAGAGCUUGGACCACGUGUUUGUGUCAGGAGAGUGCAUCAAGGUGGACUUCGACAUGCUCAUGAAUUUCGUUAAGGGUACUCGGACACUUCGGAUCGCGCCGUCGACAUGAACGGUCGGUCAUUCGAGGUCACGUCACCUCCUUGCUUCCUCACACAUUCAGUGUCCCAUACAAAAGCAUUCAAUGAAUGAAAGAAUGACGUUUAAAUAAACCAAGCCAAAACAUACUUCAGCACUGACACUCAGUGACUUUGGCGAAUCUAGUGCGGGUGUUCAAAACGUAAUUGUAAAUGGCGGCUUCAUACUCCUAGCCGUGAGAACCUGAAAUCUCAUCUGCUGUUACGUAAUUGUACAACGCAAAGACGUUCUUGAGAAAGAGCGUCCCUCACCUGGUCAGCAAAUUCGCGGACUUUCCUGGAACCCGAAGGUUCGUUACCGUCUUCACAGAGCCCGCCAUCAGCCAGAUGAAUCCCUUCUACACCCUCGACGAAUUUUAAUAUCAUCCUCCUUUCUACGUCUUGGUCUUGUCAGUGGCCUGUUCCCGUCGUGUUUUCCAACUAAAGUUUUGUUCGCAUUAGUCGCAUGCCCCAGCCAUGUCACGUACACAUUGCGAAGCCGUUCGCUGACAAAUUUUCUCCGCCCUGUCAUUUCCUCUCCGUCAGAUUCAAAUGUCCGUCUCGAACACCUUCAACGAAUUGCUUCCCCCUGGCGAUGGACCAAGAGUCACUCCCCCCCCACACAGAAGAGAUGAACGUAAAAUCGUAGAUCUGUUCUGUGCGUGGAGACGAGAACACAAAGGUUUCUGGACCUAACCUCAUGGCAUCACGUGAAUUGAAUGUGCUGGAGGGUACUUGGAGCAUGUAAUUCCGAUUUGUUAUUGUUGUUUCAGAGUACUUUAAACUUCGCUGUAUUUUCGAAAAAUAAAGCGUCUCUGGCUUUUUGUUUAAGUUCA
Molecule: messenger RNA, 2186 nt
Organism: Zootermopsis nevadensis
Lineage: Eukaryota; Metazoa; Arthropoda; Insecta; Blattodea; Termopsidae
Product: E3 ubiquitin-protein ligase SIAH1A-like
Biological process (GO): proteasome-mediated ubiquitin-dependent protein catabolic process; multicellular organism development
Cellular component (GO): cytoplasm
Molecular function (GO): ubiquitin protein ligase activity; ubiquitin conjugating enzyme binding; zinc ion binding
Source: RefSeq, a predicted model, not a curated record